CGAUUGACGGCAGUGACAAAAACGAUCGAUGGCGAAAGAAGGGAGUUGUCUAUUUCGAAUAGGGUACUUCUUUUACUCAAGAACUCGAAUUGGACAGAUAUACCACAGAAGGGACAUAGCUAAGGCUCGUGAGAAGUAUCCUGAUGGAAAGACACAUACUACCAUUCAACCAUUUCAAUAUGGAGAUUUGACAAUAACCCCUUUCCCCAUAUUAUUGGACAACUAUUCAUACAUCCUCAGGGACUCAAAAUCAGCUGUUAUUGUGGACCCUGGGGACCCAGAGCCAGUUAUUAAAUACUUGAAAGACAAUGGAAUAUCCCCUGAAGCUGUACUGGUCACUCACAAACACUGGGAUCAUAGUGGUGGGAACACUGCUAUGAAGCAGGCAUACCCAAACAUCAGGAUAUAUGGUGGAGUCCAUGACAAUGUUAACAAUGUUACAGACACUGUGAAAGAUCUGGAUGUCUUACCAUUUGGCGACAUGCGUUUUACUGUACACUUCACCCCAGGACACACUGAAGGGCAUGUUGUUUACCUCCUAGAUGGGGCACCAUUUGGGAUGUCAGAUUCCUUGUUCUCGGGGGAUCUUCUUUUUUUAGGGGGCUGUGGGAGGAUGUUUGAGGCUGCUCCCUUGGUGAUGCUGGGAUCCUUAGACAAGGUGUCCAAUUUAAAGGGGGAUGUUCUGGUCUGGCCAGGUCAUGAAUAUGCAAAUGAUAAUUUGGAUUUUGCAUGCCAUUUAGAUAAUUCCAAUGAAGAAUCAAAGAAUAAGUAUGAAUGGGUAAAGAGCCAAAGAGAAAAGAAUCUAUGUACAUGUCCAUCAACCAUAGAAGAGGAGAGGUCCUAUAAUCCAUUUUUGAGGACAGCUGAACCCGGUAUUCUAGAGGCAGUGAAGGUCACAGAGUUUGAGCAGCCCGUUACAGAUGAAACCAGAGCAAAAAUACUCAGAGAAAUCAGAACAUUAAAGGACAGCUACAAAUAUAAACUCUAGGAUUGUUCAAUUCAACAAAGCUUAAUUAGGUAUAUAAGUAUUAUUUUUUUAAUGUGAUAUAUGAAUUACUUUAUUUAUUUGUAUGAUAAAGUUAUUUCAUUUCAUUGUAAACAAACACCAAAUACUGGAUUAUUUAAUUUGGUAUUUAUUAUAUACAGUUAUUUUGCUGAAAACAAACACCAUAUAUCUGAUAUGUAUAUAUGAUAUACAGUUAUUUUAUUUCAUUGUAAACACACACCAAAUAUCUGAAUUCUUGAAAUUGGUAUGUAUUAUACAGUUACAUUUAUUUUAUUACAAACACCAGAUACCUGAAUUACUUAACGAUGCAUGUAAGUUUAUAUGAUGCAGCCAUUUUAUUUCAAUAUAAACAAUAAAUGUCAUACAUUUUUUCUUGAUACAGUUAUGAAGUAUUGAUUUGUUUUGCAACCAGUGAUAUUAUUCAGUAGAACAAAUUUUAUGGUUGUUUGAUCUUGUUUUUCAUGUUUUUUUUUUAAAUUUAUUCUGUACACUUUUGAUACAAAUUUAAAUUAUAUUUAACUGUAUUGACUUAUUUGUUACUUCUCAAAAGCUUUGAGUACAAGAUUCUUGCCUAGAAGAGUUUUGUUUUGGGGGAGGGGGGUGUCAAAUAUACACAUUAAUCAUUGUUGUAGCAUUCUUUCUGGAUCUGAAUUAUGAUUUACAUGAUAAUAUCAUUGACAUGAUCUGAGUCUUAUUUGUGGUGAAGUAGCACCUCAAGUGAAACACAUUCUGUAUUAUUUUAUACUACUCCAGCAUGCUAGGGAUUCAGGAGAGAUACUUUUGAUUUGGCGCCGAGGUAUACAAGGAGCGUAGGGACGUUAAUCGAGGCUCUUACUUGUAGGAGUAUAUUUUAUAAAUGCAUGUCUUUUCAGUGAUCACAUCUUCAUCGCCAUGCAUAAAAAACCCAAAUGAGUGCUUUUCAAAAUGUGUGUUGUACAUGUAUCUGUCUUUUGAAAAUGUGCUUUAUAUAUAAUAUAAUACUAUGUCAUUGUAUAAUAUGAAAUAUAUAAAUGAAAUAAAGAAUUUUUUUUUCUUUUGCCAAAACCAUCACUGCAAAUUUAUCUAAAUUUGUACAGCAUUUUGAAAUGACUGUGGUCAUAAAAUGUGUAACAUACUGUACGUGUGCAUAAAUUGGCAUAUUCAAAAUUUAGCGCAAUCAAGGGGUAUGUAGUUGAUGGCGUAAUCAUAAAUUAGCGCCACACAUAUCCGUGUCGUGUAUUGUAUUGGUAAAUGAUUUCUUAGCGGUAUUCAUGAAUUAGCGCAUCGUUGUCUGCGCCAAAGCCGCUAAAAUAUGAAGCCCGCUUUUUUAAGUACACAUACAGUAAAUAUUCAUUCAUAUAUAUCUAAACAGAAGAUUAGUACAGAAUAUGUUGUAAUGACUUUGUGGCACUUUGACGUGGCUUUUGUAGAUCAGAAAAGAUCUGACCAGUCCUUCACCUUUAAACCCACUGUAAGUGCUUUGAAAGAAAGAAUUAAUUUUACGAAUAAUCACUGUAUUGUGUAAUGUCAUUGUGUGAAACAUAAAUAAAUAAAUUCCUACAUGUUUG
This is a messenger RNA of Saccostrea echinata, 2553 nucleotides long. RefSeq names its product probable hydrolase PNKD. The coding region runs from base 29 to 988 and encodes 319 amino acids. Lineage: Eukaryota; Metazoa; Mollusca; Bivalvia; Ostreida; Ostreidae. Gene Ontology annotation, molecular function: hydroxyacylglutathione hydrolase activity. The transcript has 10 exons. The record is from RefSeq and is a predicted model, not a curated record. Gene Ontology annotation, cellular component: mitochondrion.